Solea solea (common sole) is the source of this 2145-nucleotide messenger RNA. RefSeq names its product nedd8 activating enzyme E1 subunit 1 (gene nae1). The transcript is spliced from 20 exons. NCBI's taxonomy places the organism in Eukaryota, Metazoa, Chordata, Actinopteri, Pleuronectiformes, Soleidae. Gene Ontology annotation, biological process: protein neddylation; DNA damage response; ubiquitin-dependent protein catabolic process. Gene Ontology annotation, cellular component: nucleus; cytoplasm. The record is from RefSeq and is a predicted model, not a curated record. Gene Ontology annotation, molecular function: ubiquitin activating enzyme activity; NEDD8 activating enzyme activity. Bases 50 to 1651 code for a protein of 533 amino acids.
CUGCCUUGAAAACCCAGCGAAGAAGAAGCAGUUGCCUCGUAAAGAAACCAUGGCAGCCACCAAAGCCUCCAAAGAGCAGAAAUACGACAGACAGCUCCGACUGUGGGGUGACCACGGGCAGGAAACUCUGGAAAAUGCCCAUGUCUGUCUCAUCAACGCCUCAGCAACUGGAACAGAGAUCCUGAAGAACCUUGUUCUCCCAGGUAUUGGAGCGUUCACCAUAGUUGAUGGACACACCGUUUCUGGAGAAGAUGUUGGGAAUAACUUUUUCCUCAGCAACAACAGCAUUGGAAAGAACAGAGCACAGGCUGCCACUGAGCUGCUACAAGAACUCAACACUGACGUCAGUGGAAACUUUGUUGAGGAGAGUCCAGACCAACUUCUCGACAACGACCCAGAGUUUUUCCACAGGUUUACCGUAGUAAUCGGUGUCCAUUUACCAGAAAGCACAUGUUUGAGGCUCGGCUCGGUCCUGUGGAGAGCUUCGGUUCCUUUCCUCGUGUGUAAAACCUACGGCCUCAUUGGCUACAUGAGACUAGUGAUGCGGGAGCAUACAGUGAUUGAGUCUCACCCAGACAAUGCCUUGGAGGACCUGAGGUUAGAUCAGCCUUUUAGUGAAUUCACCAACCACAUUCAGUCCUAUGACCUCGACAACAUGAACAAGAAGGAUCACAGUCACACACCGUGGAUCAUCGUCGUUGCUAAAUAUCUGGAGAAGUGGCUCAAUGAGCACGACGAUCAGCCACCGAAGAAUUACAGGGAGAAAGAGGCAUUCAGACAGUUUAUUCGAGAAGGGAUGCUGAAGAAGGACAAUGGUGUCCCGGAAGAUGAAGAAAACUUUGAGGAAGCAAUCAAGAAUGUGAAUACUGCUUUAAAUCCAACCAAGAUUCCGAGUGCUCUUGAUGAUCUCUUCAACAGUGAGCAGUGUAGCAGCAUCACUUCACAGUCUUCGUCCUUUUGGGUGAUGCUGCGUGCCGUCAAGGAGUUUGUUCACAAUGAAGGCAACGGAAGCCUUCCUGUACGAGGAACCAUCCCAGACAUGUUUGCAGACUCUCAGAAGUUCAUCAACCUUCAGAACGUUUACAGGGAAAAAGCCAUGGAGGACGCAGCAACGGUUUCUAGGCAUGUGGAAAGUCUGUUGCAGUCUGUCGGAAAGUCGCCUGAGAGCAUCCCUGAAAAGGACAUCAAACUCUUCUGUAAGAAUGCUGCCUUCCUGAGGGUCGUGCGCUGCAGGUCUCUGGCUGAAGAAUAUAGUGUGGAUUCUGUAAAUAGAGAUGAAAUUGCCUCAUGCAUGGACAGUCCAGACAGCCACAUGGUCUUCUACCUCAUGCUCCGCGCCGUUGAUCGCUUCUACCUGCAGCACUCGCGCUACCCAGGAGUUUACGACUACCAGGUGGAGGAGGACAUCAGCAAACUGAAGCUGUGUGUGAACAGUCUACUGCAGGAGUACAGCCUCAACGUCAACAUCAAAGAUGACUACAUCCAUGAAUUCUGUCGAAACGGCGCAGCAGAGCCGCACACAGUUGCAGCGUUCCUGGGAGGGUCAGCAGCUCAGGAGGCGAUCAAGAUCAUCAGCCACCAGUUUGUGCCGUUCUGCAACACCUUCAUUUACAACGCCAUGUCACAGACCUCUGCCACCUUACACUUGUGAUUCACUCACACUCAGUGUUGGUUUUAAAAAAAAAAAAUCAUAAUAAUUAUUCAAAAGUCAUCCUGCAACAAAUGGUUUAAAUAAAUCCAAUCAAAACAUUGCAAUAAGCUGGAAUUAAAAAUAAAUGGAGCUAAACAUUUCUCAUGGAUAUUAAGGCUCGUCAGAGUGAUUGUUCUGUUUAUCAUAUAAGACUUAAAGUAACAGCGUUGCAUCCAUUCUUUGUACAUUUUUGUGUUUUAAAAGAAAAUGUAAGAAAAAAGAAAAAAAAAGCUGGAAAUAUUAACCAAUUCAAAACCUGAGUCAUAUUUUCAUCUGUGAAACUUACAGUAGCUUCUAUGAAUUCUAUCAUUCACUGUAGCAGCACUGGGUGAACUUAUUGUGUCUUAUCAGAUAACGGAGAUUUUUUUUUGUUUAUUUGGGUUAAAAAAAUAAUGAACACUAUUAGUUUUAACUUGUCUAUUGCUAUUAAAACAAAAAUACUGUUCUCUGAUGCA